Messenger RNA from Zophobas morio, 2705 nucleotides. Its product is annotated as ubiquitin carboxyl-terminal hydrolase 15-like. The transcript is spliced from 20 exons. The coding region runs from base 94 to 2613 and encodes 839 amino acids. Gene Ontology annotation, molecular function: cysteine-type deubiquitinase activity. NCBI's taxonomy places the organism in Eukaryota, Metazoa, Arthropoda, Insecta, Coleoptera, Tenebrionidae. Gene Ontology annotation, biological process: protein deubiquitination. The record is from RefSeq and is a predicted model, not a curated record.
GCUCGUUCUCACUAAUCGUAGAGUAUAAAAUCCGUGAGUUUUUUGGUUUUAUUAACAGAAUUAAAGGACUACUUUUAUUUUAUUUCUUAAAAUAUGGUAACGUCUCAUAAUCUUUUCGAGGGAAAACCCAGUGAUGGGCAACCUUAUGAGGUCGGUAGUAAACAAAUUUCAAACCAGUUAACUGAUUCGAUGAGUAAUAGCGAAGAGGACAUGGAUCUUUUUGAGUUGCCAGACAUAAACGACCUAGACAACUCUCAAAUUGUCAAAGUAAGUGAAUUGCAAAAACCUUUAGAAGAACCACUUGACGCAAUCCUAACUGAGCUAGAUCAAGAUUCAUCGUCGCUCUUAAGUAACUACUCCUCUUCUUCAAACUCUUCCUCCCCCCUUCACAUUUCGGAUUUUAAAAAUGAUUUAAGUCCUCGUAAAUAUGAGAUGUCCAGGCCAAGGGAUUUGGGAUUAAAAAGAAAUACCUUAUAUGAGAGCGAGAGCUCGAUUUCUCCAGGAUUGUGUGGUCUUAAGAAUCUUGGUAAUACCUGCUUUAUGAGUUCUGGACUACAGUGCCUUAGCAACAUACCCUUUUUAACUUACUAUUUUACUUCCAACAGAUUUCUUCAAAACAUCAACAAAGUUAAUCCCUUGGGAAUGAAAGGCAAAAUUGCAGAGCAGUAUGGCGCUCUUAUCCGUAAUAUGUGGAAAGGUCUUUACUCUUGCAUAGCUCCCUAUGAAUUUAAAGAAACGAUCUCAGAGUUUGCACCUCAAUUUGCUGGUUUUAAUCAACAUGAUUCGCAAGAAUUUAUCGCUUUUUUGCUUGAUGCUUUGCACGAGGAUUUAAAUCUUGUAAUUAAGAAACCUUAUGUCGAAACCGUGAAUUCCAGUGAGUACUCUGAUGACCAUACAGCCGCUGCAGAAGCUUGGCGUCGUCAUUUACAGCGCAAUCGGUCAGUUGUGGUGGAUCUCUUUCAAGCCCAACUUAAAAGCACGGUAAUCUGCAAGGAGUGUGACAAAGUUUUUGUCACGUUUGACCCUUAUAUGUAUGUGUCUCUGCCCGUCCCCUACAAUGCCUCUACUUUCCUUCGCUUCGUCUUUGUGCCUAUGUGCACCAGCCGACCGCCGUUGGCCUUCGGCGUACAAGUGGAGCGGCAUGCAACAGUAGCUGAGCUGAAGACGGUAGCUAGCGAUCUCACUGGUGUGCGAAGCGAGUGGUUGUGCUUUGCCGAGAUCUACAACCACCUCUUUUUUUCGAAGCUUCGGAAACACUUCAGCCUCUCCAUCUACGCCAACAGUGAGGCUAUUUUUGUCUAUGAAACGGCUCACGUGGAAAAGACGGUCUCUCCCUCUGGGGACGGUUUGAUCUGCGAGGUUUGCAAGCACGAUUUUUACCCGGCUGCUGGCUUUACCCAUGAGAAUUGCCUACUCUUUGUCUGUCGCAAGUGUCUUCGGUCUUAUGUCAGGGAGUUUUGUGAGGUCGACUGUAAAGCGCCGCCCUCUUCUGUCGGCUGUCCGCUGUGCCGGCAGCCCAUUCUUUUUCAGAGCAUUCUUCCUGUUAUUGAGGGCGGUGGGCUGCCACCUGCCAUACAAGGGGGGCCUCAGUUCCCUGCAAUUGCAAAAGUAUUUGUAGAGCAGCGAGUAGCUGAUGCUAAGAGAUUGACCAGUACACCCGUUGAUCUUCCUCUCCUGAUCUCGUGGGACAGUGGGCACCCUAUUACGUUCUUGCAGCUCAGAGGCCUAAUUUUGUCUGUAGUUGAAGACAGACUCAUUAAAUCCGACAAACUCGCCGAGUUUCGGGUCGCUGCGGGGAGUUUUUCCCUUCGCUUCCGAAAUCGUGACAGCUGUCCGCGUUGCUGCCGCUUCCUCGCAGAAUGCCAGGGGUGUCCGCUUCCUACCGAAGAGAGUCUCUAUAGCGCUCCGGCCAUUGCUUGUGUUUCAUUCGAGUGGCCCAGUGAAGAAAAGAGGGAAUUCUAUUCGAUAACCCUUAAAUCUGCAAUUCUUCCACACGAGUCUCAUAGUAGUGAGCCCCCCAAGUGCUUGACGAUAUUUGACACCCUCGAGCGUUUUACCAUUAAGGAAGUCCUAAGCGAAGCUGAUAAAUUUUACUGUACCAACUGUAAAGAUCUUAAGCAGAUUAGCAAGCAGGUGCAAUUUUGGUCGACCCCCAAAGUCCUCGUUUUCUUAUUAAAGCGAUUUCGUUUUAAUGAGAGAUUUAGAACCAAAAUUGAGAUACCAGUCAGCUAUCCGCUUUACAAUCUGAACAUCGAGAAGUUUAUGGCCCCUAGAAGCACUUCGACUGAUAACGACGGGGAGGCCGUGAAUUGGGACCCGUCCCUGUCAGUAGAGUUCGACCUCUUUGGAGUGUCUAACCACCAUGGCAGUCUUUAUAGUGGACAUUACACCUCCUACGCCAAGAACUUCUGCACCGGCAAGUGGUACUACUUCAACGACUCGAACGUUUGCGAAGUAAGCGAAGAGACCGUCUUGAAUAACGCUGAUGCCUAUGUUUUGUUCUACUGCAAGAAGUCUCACGUCAGGGAGCUCGAGGCCGCUCGCCUGAACCUUCGGACCCAACAGGACGACCUGUUUAUUUACGGAAGUAAAGAGGCGGACGAGGUCUGUUGAUGCCAUUCUUAUUUUUUUUUAGCGGGCCGCCCCGUGGUGCGCUCUAGGAUUUCUGUAUGCUGUCAGCGUUUAGUUAGCGACCAGGAGCUUAA